CGUGGGGAAGAGUCGAGGAGGAGCGGGGGAAAGAGGGCGGGAAUGGGGAGAACCACGAGGUGGCUCCGUCGCCUUUUCGGCGGGAAGAAGGCGGAUCCCGGCGGAUACCCGGCGGAGGGCAGGCCGGCCAAGGACAAGAGGAGAUGGGGCUUCGUGAUGCCGUUCCGGGAGAAGGGGAGCAACCACCAGCACCGUCGGUGGCAGCACACGGCGGCGGCGGUCACGGAGGAGCGGAAGUACAGGGAGGCGGACGAGGAGGAGCAGAACAAGCGGGCGAUCGCCGUCGCGGCGGCCACCGCGGCGGUGGCGGAGGCUGCCGUGGCCGCCGCGCAGGCCGCGGCAGCGGUCGUCCGGCUGACCAGCAGCGGGAGGGCUACCGUGGGGUUCACCCCUGCUGCCCCCAGCAAGCGGGAGGAGAAGGCGGCGAUCAAGAUCCAGGCCGCUUUCCGGGGAUAUCUGGCGAGGAAGGCCUUGAAGGCACUGAAAGGGCUGGUGAAGCUGCAAGCACUGGUCAGAGGCAACAUCGUCAGGAAACAGGCCGCCGAGACGCUGCGAUGCAUGCAGGCGUUGGUGAGAGUCCAAGCUCGCGCCCGGGCGUGCCGCGUGCUCCGGUCGGAAAGGAGCAAGUUCGAGAAGGCCCCCGGCGAAGGCCAUGCUAGAACUGUUUGGAGGCCGGCGAGUGGUGAUCGGGACCGAGCAAACACUGCGGGAUGGAACUGGUUGGAUCAGUGGGUGGAGGAACGGUACUGGGAUGACCCAGAAUCCGCGAGGAAGACGGGGGCUGGUGCUUCGGUGGACGAUGAGAAGAAUGCUAAGAUCCUGGAAGUGGAUCCUGGGAAGCCACAGUACCAUCACAAGCGCCGGAACACGUACGUCCACUCCUCAUCCUCCACGCUAACCUCUGAUCAGAACAGCUAUAGCUUCGUAACCCUGCCCGGCUCGCCGUCGAUGGAAUCCACCGGGGCCCAGCGGUCGUUUCCUGGACAGCAGUCUAUGGUCCACCUGAUGCUUCCAUUCGAGGCCGGCGAGUACGGGGAGAGCCCGCAGUUCUGCUCUGCUUCGUCGCGACCUGGAAGCUCGAGGAAGGGGCCGUUCACGCCCUCGAAGAGCGAGUGCUCUCAGAGCCUGUGCUGUGGUUACUCGGACCACCCCAACUACAUGGCGAACACCGAGUCUUCGAAGGCGAAGGUGCGGUCUCACAGCGCGCCCAAGCAGAGGCCAGACCGGCACGAUCCUUGGGCGCCAUUGGCUCAGAGGUCCUCUUCUCUGCACGCCAACUUCUCGAUCAAGGCCUACCCGGGCUCCGGCCGGUUGGAUAGGUCAGGGAUGCCCGUUAGGAUCUGAUGAAAUCUACCUCAGAGAGCUCUGCUGAAAUCUAACAACGUCGACUCUCUGCUGUUCAUAUUCUAAGAUCAAAUUGGAUAAUCUGAUCUCCAAUGUAAGCUUUUGAUUGCUUCUGUCUUGCUGUAAUGUAGGAUUCAGCGAAGUGAAUCCAUAAUGUUUGGUGUUUAAUAUCUCUCUUUUAUAUCA
Molecule: messenger RNA, 1530 nt
Organism: Musa acuminata AAA Group (dessert banana)
Lineage: Eukaryota; Viridiplantae; Streptophyta; Magnoliopsida; Zingiberales; Musaceae
Product: protein IQ-DOMAIN 22-like
Exons: 3
Coding region: 43-1344 (433 amino acids)
Molecular function (GO): protein binding
Source: RefSeq, a predicted model, not a curated record